CAUUGCGACAGAACCGGAAAGGCGCCCGGCAGUGCGGCAUGGCGCUGUACGCGGCGGCGGCGGCGGUGCUGGCUGGUGUGGAGAGCCGCCAGGGCUCCAUCAAAGGACUGGUGUACGCUAGCAGUUUCCAGAACGUGAAGCAGCUGUACGCGCUGUUGGCCCGGCUGAAGGUCCGUCGAGGUGUGAGCCGGAAUGAGGACUUGUUGGAAGUGGGAAGUGGGCCUGGCGCAGCCUCCCAGGUGCCUCGAUUUGUGCGGGUGAACACGCUCAAGACCUGCUCUGAUGAUGCAAUCGAUUAUUUCAAGAGACAAGGUUUCUCCUACCAGGGCCGGGCUUCCAGCCUUGAGGACCUAAGGGCCCUCAAAGGGAAGUGUUUUCUUCUGGAUCCCUUGUUGUCAGAGCUGCUUGUGUUUCCUGCCCAAACAGAUCUGCAUGAACAUCCACUGUACCAAGCAGGCCACCUCAUCUUACAAGACAAGGCUAGCUGUCUCCCAGCCAUGCUGCUGGCCCCGCCCCCAGGUUCCCAUGUCAUCGAUGCGUGUGCUGCCCCCGGCAAUAAGACCAGUCACUUGGCUGCUCUUCUGAAGAACCAAGGGAAGAUCUUUGCCUUUGACCUGGAUGCCAAGCGGUUGGCGUCUAUGGCUACUCUGCUGGCCCGGGCUGGAGUCUCGUGCUGCCAGCUAGCCGAAGAGGACUUUCUGGCAGUUUCACCCUCAGACCAGCGUUAUCGUCAGGUCCAGUACAUUUUGCUGGAUCCUUCCUGUAGUGGCUCUGGUAUGUUGACUAGACAGCUGGAGGAGCCUGGGACAGGUUUACCUAGCAAGGAACGUUUGCGUGCCUUGGCAGGGUUCCAGCAGCGAGCUCUGUGCCAUGCGCUCACUUUCCCCUCCCUGCAGCGCCUGGUCUACUCCACGUGUUCCCUUUGUCAAGAGGAGAACGAAGAUGUGGUACAGGAGGCCCUACAGCAGAGUUCAGGAACCUUUAGGUUAGCUCCUGUCAUACCCUCCUGGCCCCACCGAGGCCUUAACACUUUCCCAGGGGCAGAACACUGUCUCCGGGCCUCCCCUGAGACCACACUCACUGGUGGCUUCUUCAUUGCUGUACUUGAACGGGUAGAGGUGCCAAGGUGA
This is a messenger RNA of Myotis davidii, 1130 nucleotides long. RefSeq names its product NOP2/Sun RNA methyltransferase family member 5 (gene NSUN5). The transcript has 9 exons. The record is from RefSeq and is a predicted model, not a curated record. Bases 39 to 1130 code for a protein of 363 amino acids. Gene Ontology annotation, molecular function: methyltransferase activity. Gene Ontology annotation, cellular component: nucleolus. Gene Ontology annotation, biological process: rRNA base methylation. Lineage: Eukaryota; Metazoa; Chordata; Mammalia; Chiroptera; Vespertilionidae.